Messenger RNA from Procambarus clarkii (red swamp crayfish), 2178 nucleotides. RefSeq names its product nucleolar protein dao-5-like. Lineage: Eukaryota; Metazoa; Arthropoda; Malacostraca; Decapoda; Cambaridae. The record is from RefSeq and is a predicted model, not a curated record.
AUGCUGGCGGGAGCUUUGAUCCAAUCAGGUCACUCGGUACCCAAUUCUCUCAAACGGGGACAAGUUAUCAGAAAGUUUGCAAAAUUUAAUUUUCUCUUCAUUGAACGACGAGACGUCCUAGUUAUGAUCUCACGGCCUAAACGCCAUAGCCAGUCAUCAAGUAGCAGUAGUCAUAAAGAAGUACCAGUUAUCAGGAAGUACCAGUCAUCAGGAAGUGCCGGUCAUCAGGAAGUGCCGGUCAUCAGGAAGUACCGGUCAUCAGGAAGUGCCGGUCAUCAGGAAGUACCGGUCAUCAGGAAGUGCCGGUCAUCAGGAAGUACCGGUCAUCAGGAAGUACCGGUCAUCAGGAAGUACCGGUCAUCAGGAAGUGCCGGUCAUCAGGAAGUACUGGUCAUCAGGAAGUACCGGUCAUCAGGAAGUACCGGUCAUCACGAAGUACCGGUCAUCAGGAAGUACCGGUCAUCAGGAAGUACCGGUCAUCAGGAAGUACCGGUCAUCAGGAAGAAGUACCAGUCAUCAGGAAGUACCAGUCAUCAGGAAGUACCAGUCAUCAGGAAGUACCAGUCAUCAGGAAGUACCGAUCAUCAGGAAGUACCAGUCAUUAGGAAGUACCAGUCAUCAGGAAGUACCGAUCAUCAGGAAGUACCAGUCAUCAGGAAGUACCAGUCAUCAGGAAGUACCAGUCAUCAGGAAGUACCAGUCAUCAGGAAGUACCAGUCAUCAGGAAGUACCGAUCAUCAGGAAGUACCAGUCAUCAGGAAGUACCAGUCAUCAGGAAGUACCAGUCAUCAGGAAGUACCAGUCAUCAGGAAGUACCAGUCAUCAGGAAGUACCAGUCAUCAGGAAGUACCGGUCAUCAGGAAGUACCAGUCAUCAGGAAGUACCAGUCAUCAGGAAGUACCAGUCAUCAGGAAGUACCGAUCAUCAGGAAGUACCAGUCAUCAGGAAGUACCAGUCAUCAGGAAGUACCAGUCAUCAGGAAGUACCAGUCAUCAGGAAGUACCAGUCAUCAGCCAGUACCAGUCAUCACGUCAUCAAGAAGCAGAAGUCACCAAGAAGCACCAGUCAUCAAGAAGCAACAGUCAUCAAGAAGCAACAGUCAUCAAGAAGCAGCAGUCAUCAAGAAGCAGCAGUCAUCAAGAAGCAGCAAUCAUCAAGAAGCAGAAGUCAUCAAAAGGCAGCAGUCAUCAAGAAGCACCAGUCAUCAAGAAGCAGAAGUCAUCAAAAAGCAGCAGUCAUCAAGAAGCAGCAGUCAUCAAGAAGCAGCAAUCAUCAAGAAGCAGAAGUCAUCAAAAGGCAGCAGUCAUCAAGAAGCACCAGUCAUCAAGAAGCAGCAAUCAUCAAGAAGCAGCAGUCAUCAAGAAGCACCAGUCAUCAAGAAGCACCAGUCAUCAAGAAACACCAGUCAUCAAGAAGCACCAGUCAUCAAGAAGCACCAGUCAUCAAGAAGCACCAUCAUCAAGAAGCACUAGUCAUAAAGAAGCAGCAGUCAUCAAGAAGCAGCAGUCAUCAAGAAGCAGCAGUCAUCAAAAAGCACCAGUCAUCAAGAAGCAGCAGUCAUCAAGAAACACCAGUCAUCAGGAAGCACUAGUCAUAAAGAAGCACCGGUUAUCACGUCAUCAAGAAGCAGCAGUCAUCACGUCAUCAAGAAGCAGCAGUCAACACGUCAUCAAGAAGCAGCGGUCAUCACGUCAUCAAAAAGAAGCAGUCAUCAAGAAGCAGCCGUCAUCAAGAAGCAGCGGUCAUCACGGCAUCAAAAAGCAGCAGUCAUCAAGAAGCAGCCGUCAUCAAGAAGCAGUAAUCAUCAAUAAGCAGCAGUCAUCAAGAAGCAGCAGUCAUCACGUCAUCAAGAGGCAGCAGUCAUCACGUCAUCAAGAAGCAGCAGUCAUCACGUCAUCAAGAGGCAGCAGUCAUCACGUCAUCAAGAAGCAGCAGUCAUCACGCCAUCAAGAGGCAGCAGUCAUCACGUCAUCAAGAACCAGCAGUCAUCACGUCAUCAAGAAGCAGCAGUCAUCACGUCAUCAAGAAGCAGCAGUCAACACGUCAUCAAGAAGCAGCGGUCAUCACGUCAUCAAAAAGAAGCAGUCAUCAAGAAGCAGCCGUCAUCAAGAAGCAGCGGUCAUCACGGCAUCAAAAAGCAGCAGUCAUCAAGAAGCAGCCGUCAUCAAGAAGCAGUAA